This is a messenger RNA of Archocentrus centrarchus (flier cichlid), 1259 nucleotides long. Its product is annotated as glutathione-specific gamma-glutamylcyclotransferase 1-like. Gene Ontology annotation, molecular function: glutathione specific gamma-glutamylcyclotransferase activity. NCBI's taxonomy places the organism in Eukaryota, Metazoa, Chordata, Actinopteri, Cichliformes, Cichlidae. The coding region runs from base 260 to 895 and encodes 211 amino acids. The transcript is spliced from 3 exons. Gene Ontology annotation, biological process: glutathione catabolic process. The record is from RefSeq and is a predicted model, not a curated record. Gene Ontology annotation, cellular component: cytoplasm.
UAAUUGGCCGAGCUCGUGUGUCUCUGACGUACUUUGAACAACAAAUACACGUGUGCGUUUUGUAUUCAGAGGAGGAAUAGCUAGUAUUCUCACAUUUUGAUGACACUGAUUAUGACGUGAAAGAUGCCGCCUCCGUUCAGCACUUUAUAAUAGGAGGAAUUUGAUGUAUGAGAAUGUAUAAGACAGACAACUGGAAAUAACUUGUGGACUUGCUUUAUUUUUUCCUUUUAUUUAUUUAUUUUUUUUACUUUUUUUUUCAAUGCCUACAAUGAAACCUCAGGACAUCAUGAAGGAAAAGAGCAGCCUGUGGAUAUUUGGUUAUGGCUCCCUAGUGUGGAAACCUGAUUUUGAAUUCAAGAGAAGAAAGAUUGGGCACAUUAAAGGAUACAAAAGACGGUUCUGGCACGGAGAUGACUUUCAUCGAGGAGACAAGGAAAAGCCAGGCAGAGUUGUCACACUAGUAGCAGAUGAGGAGGCUUGCACGUGGGGAGUGGCCUAUGAAGUGACUGAGUGCCAGGCUGAAGCAUCGCUGCAGUACCUGAACACGAGAGAAGUUGUUUUGGGAGGGUAUAUAACAAAGAUGGUGGAAUUCAUCCCAAAAGAGAGGGGUCACGGUUCAGUGUUGGCACUCGUUUACAUCGCCACCCCUGACAACCCCAUCUACCUCGGCCCAGCCUCGGAUAAAGAGAUUGCCGCCCAGAUUGUCACCUGCAGAGGCAACACGGGCCACAACAUUGAGUACCUGGUCCGCCUGGCAGAGUUCAUGAGGGACUACUGUCCAGAGGUGGAGGAUGAGCACCUUUUCUCUAUUGAGACAGCUGUUUUGAACAUUUUCAACAACUGCGGAGGGCUCAAAUCCAAAGACCAAAAAUCCAUGCUGCUGGAAGUUAUGUAGAAAAACGGCACAAAAAAAACUUGCACAUUAUUAGAAAAAUUUCAUUAGUGGGAAAAAAGGAAUGAUUUAUUGAAAAAUAUUCAAGGACAAAUGGUGCUUUAAAACAGAAUACCUUCUUUGGGUUCAAGUAAAGGGAACAAAACAUUUUUCAGCACUCUACGAAAUUCUUAUCUGACAUUUUUCAGCUGUGAUGACAGACACUUUAAAUCCUUUAUGUAGGCUAGACACAUUCUAUUGCAUAUUGUUCUCAAACAGAAGCAUGUGAUGCUUUUAAAAACCCACGCUAACCACAGACAAGGGUUCACCUUUUAAAUCUUAUGAUACUGUAACCUUGUUAAUAUUAUGCAAAGUCAAUGCACUUUUU